AUGAGUACCAACGACUUGAUCGAAGGCGAGGCCAUGUUGGACGACGAGGAGAACGACGAGGAGUUUGAUGACGAGACCGGAGAGCCUCUGCAUGGGCCUUCGACCGGAAAGGGCGUCUCGUAUAAUGACUCUAGCGAAGAGGAUGAUGAGGAAGAAGAAGAUGAGGAGGCUGCUCGAGCGGUUCGGGAAGGAUUCAUUGUCGACGAAGACGAGGAAAUAGAAGAACGCGCAGAACGUCGCCGAGAACGAAAAAAGCGUCGACGGGAAGAGCGUGAGCGUGACGAUGUCCACCUUGACCAGGAAGAUCUGGAUCUCCUCGCGGAGCAGAACCCAGACUUUCAACCGCAGACCACAGAGUCCAAGUUCAAACGCCUGAAGCGAGGCCACAAGGCAGAUCGACCCACAGAUGUCUUCAAGUGGGAUGAAGAGGAAGAGGCCGACUACGAUAGGACCGGAUACCGUCGUCGCGAGGACGAAAUGGAAGGCUUUAUCGAAGAAGACGAGUUCUCGGACGAAGAACGCCAGCGCAUGGAGGACGACGAAGAAAUUGCGCGUCCUGUACGAAAGGGCAUUUCCGGUCUGGCCAUCACAGAAGCUACGGGGCUUGAUGAGAACGCCCUUGAAGAUAUGCGUGCUGCUUUCGGCGACGGUACGGAUUAUCUCUUCGCGCUCGAGAUGGAAGAAGAUGAGGAGGAACAACAAGUGGAAGAGGAAAAACGUCUGGACUUGAAGGAUGUUUUCGAGCCGACUCUGCUUGCCGAGAAGAUGUUAACAGAGGAGGAUAACGAGAUUCGUUUUACUGAUGAGCCGGAACGUCAUCAAAUUGCACGCAAACCGUACAAAGGUCUCGUUCUCACCGAUGACGAAUUCCGCGAGGAAGCCGUUUGGAUAUCCAACCUGAUGCUGUUAAGAAAGCAGCACAUCAUCGAGGAUAAUCUACAGGAACCAUUCCAACGCGCAGUCGCUAAAGUGCUGGAAUUCAUGGUGACCGAUGAUUUUGAGGUCCCGUUCAUCUUUCAACACCGCAAGGACUACCUUAUUCACGCCGCCAAGGUUCCUUCAUCGCCAGACGCAGCUAAUCCUAAUGCCCCGGAAUUUGUCGUCAGGGCACAAAAGUUAUUGAACAUGAACGACCUUUGGGAUAUUUUCGAGCAUGACCUCAAAUUCCGCGCCUAUAUCGACAAGCGACAUACAUUACAAAGGACAUACAAAAAACUCCAGGAGAUGAGUAUUCAAGAUGAAAUCGUUGAUGAAAUGCUGUUUGCUGCGACUACUAUGGAGGAGCUACAAGAUAUCCAAGAAUAUAUGCACUUCCAGUACGGUGCUCAGAUCAAAGAUAUUUCCCUCGUUUCAGACGAAACACAGGAAGCAGACGGCGAAGCCAAUGGCCAGUCGAACGGUCAAACGACGCAACGUCGAAAAGCAGGUGCUAACACUCUUUUCGAGAGAAUCCGAAAGAGUAACGUUUAUCACCUUGUGCGUGCCUUUGGUAUCUCUGCAGAUGCAUUUGCGCAAGCUGCUUCGCAAAAUCGACGUGGACAAUACGCAGAGGACCCUGAAAAGCUGCCAGAAGAGACCGCCGAUGAAACUCUGGACACUGACUAUUCAAAUGCCACAAGCGCUCUUCGAGCGGCAAAAGCUAUGUUCGUUGAAGAAUUAGUAAUGAAUCCUCGAAUGCGCAAAGUUAUUCGUGAGCAAUGUUACAUUAAUGGUGUUGUUGAUUGCUAUCGGACAGAGAAGGGUUUGCGGCGGAUUGAUGAGCAGCAUCCGUACUACGAGUUUAAAUAUUUACGCGACCAACAACUCACAGACAUUGCGCGACGCCCAGAACUCUUCCUAAGCAUGUUGAAAGCCGAGGAAGAAGGCUUGGUUAAUGUGAAGGUGACCUUCCAGAAUUUUGAAAGGUACCGACAGAGCCUUUAUAGUCAUAUUGAAUCAGACAGUCAGAGCGACAUUGCUGACGCCUGGAACCGAGAGCGACGCGAGGUUCUUGACACAGCGCUUGGAAGGCUGCUGAAAUUGUUAACCCGAAGUGUCAAGGAAAACAUUCGACAGAACUGCGAGAACAAUGUCGCUAAAGAUCUUCGUGAAGUCUUCUCGAACAAAUUGGACCAAGCCCCCUACAAGCCUAAAGGCAUGGUACUUGGCACAGUGCCUCGAGUGCUUGCGUUUUCAAAUGGCGACGCCCCUGUUAACGGUGAUCAUUUUAUUCAUUGGGUAUGGGUCGAAGAAGAAGGACGGCCGCAGGAACAUGGAAAACUGGCGAAGUUGCAAAUUGGCGAUCCAGAACGCGGUGUUCCAGACGGUGAGGAUGUUGCUGCAUUCCUCGGAUUGGUACGCCGUCGUGUGCCAGAUGUUAUCGCGGUCUCAGGCCGAUCUCCCGAGACUCGAAAGCUCUACAAACUACUUUCUGAUAUCAUUGACCGUAAAGAUCUUCGCACUGCGCCGUAUACUGUAGGCGAAGGUAAAGAGUCAAAAGAAGUCACUGAUAAGUUAGAGGUCGUCAUGGUGAACGACGAAACAGCUCAGCUGUAUGCCCACAGCCCACGGGCCGCCGCCGAUUUCCCCGUCAAGUCAGAUUGGCUUACCUCUUAUUGCUGUGGCAUAGCGCGAUACCUACAGAAUCCCUUGAAGGAAUAUGCUUCCCUUGGUAAAGAUUUGGUCUCUAUUCAGUUCACCCCUGGUCAGCGUUAUCUUGCCGAGGAUUCUGUUAUGAAGCAGCUGGAAAGUGCGUUGGUCGACAUGGUCAAUCUCUGUGGCGUUGACAUCAAUGACGCUGUUAACGAUACAGGGACACAAAAUCUUCUGCAGUAUGUCUGUGGCCUGGGACCCCGAAAGGCCUCGCAUCUGGUCAAGAUUGUCAAUAUGAAUGGCGGAAUUGUCAAUAAUCGUGUCGAAUUGCUUGGUGUUGAAGCGCAAUAUCCAGCGAUGGGAGUUAAGGUGUGGAAUAACUGCGCUAGUUUCCUCUACCUUGACUGGGAGAAUGUCGAGACCGAUGCUGAUCCCUUGGAUAAUACUCGUGUGCAUCCCGAAGACUAUGAUAUCGCCCGCAAGAUGGCUGCGGAUGCACUCGAGCUUGACGAGGAGGAUAUCAAAGCAGAAACAGAUGAAUCCGGCCCCGGUGCGAUCGUUCGGAAACUUCUCAAAGAGGAUCUUCAGGAUCGUGUAAAUGACUUAAUCCUUGAAGAAUACGCAGAGCAGCUGGAGAAAAACCUCAAUCAACGCAAGCGAGCGACAUUGGAAACAAUCCGAGCCGAAUUACAACAGCCUUACGAAGAACUGCGAAAGCAGUUUGUCUUCCCCAGUACAGAUGAGAUUUUCACCAUGCUGACUGGUGAAACUAACGAAACGUUGGCAGACGGCAUGAUUGUAUCCAUGUCUAUCAAGCGGAUCACGCCAGACCACAUUGAGGGUAAACUUGACUGCGGUGUCGAGGUUCUUGUACCCGAGUCAGAUAUCACAGAUCGACAUGAUAUUCCACCAAAGUCUCUCUUCCAAAUUCACCAGUCGGUUCAGGGUAAGAUUCUAUACUUGAACAAGAAGACCUUCACUUGUAAUAUGAGUCUGCGGGAGGAUAAAGUUAGCAGAGGCUACCAGCGACCCAUCGAGCGUCCGCGUGGUGAAUGGGACGAUGUACAAGAACAAGAAGAUCGAGACCUGUUGCAGGAAAAGACUAAAACGGAGAGUCGAUUCGUUCGUGUUAUCAAGCACCCUCUUUUUAGAGCGUACAAUUCAAAGCAAGCAGAAGAGUACCUGGGUGGACAGAACCGCGGCGAUUGCGUUAUUAGGCCGUCAUCCAAAGGUCCCGAUCAUCUCACAAUCACUUGGAAAGUUUCCGAUGGUGUGUACCAACAUAUUGAUGUUCUUGAAUUGGACAAAGAAAAUGAAUAUGCCGUUGGUCGCAUUCUGAAGAUUGGCGGGAAAUACACGUACAGCGAUUUGGACGAGUUGAUUGUUAGCCAUGUACAGACGAUGGCCAGGAAGGUAGACGAAAUGAUGGCACAUGAGAAGUACCAAAAUGGUACAAAAGCCGACACCGAGAAAUGGCUCACAACCUACACCAUGGCCAACCCCAAGCGCUCCGUCUACGCAUUCUGCAUCAACCCCAAAUACCCAGGGUACUUUUUCCUCUGCUUCAAAGCCGGGCAGAACGCCGCUCUUCAGAGCUGGAAUGUCAAGGUCAUUCCCCAAGGCUACGAACUCCAGCGCAACCCGUAUCCUGAUAUGCGUGCUUUGUGCAAUGGCUUCAAGCUGCUGUUUACAAAUAUGCAAGUCGGCCGGGUUGGUCAGGGACGGAGAUGA
Talaromyces proteolyticus is the source of this 4302-nucleotide messenger RNA. RefSeq names its product putative transcription elongation factor SPT6. Gene Ontology annotation, biological process: mRNA transcription by RNA polymerase II; nucleosome organization; positive regulation of transcription elongation by RNA polymerase II. The record is from RefSeq and is a predicted model, not a curated record. Gene Ontology annotation, molecular function: nucleosome binding; DNA binding; histone binding. Gene Ontology annotation, cellular component: transcription elongation factor complex. Bases 1 to 4302 code for a protein of 1433 amino acids. Lineage: Eukaryota; Fungi; Ascomycota; Eurotiomycetes; Eurotiales; Trichocomaceae. The transcript is spliced from 4 exons.